AUGACUGCCAACGUCAACAAGCCUACGGAUAUCAAGCAGAAGGAGGCGGAUAUCAACCGAAAACUUCAAAUCUACGGCAUUUUCAGUGCUUUCAAGCAAGGCAAAGUCCCCUCUAACGACCAAAUUGAUGUUGCCUUGAACAGCUUCCUCGCCUCCAAAGCACUCGGUACCCCCCCAGAGAAUCUUUCCGAGGAUGGCAAGAUUCUUGUCGCGGACACCAGAGAGGUGGUCCGACUAGCCAAGAACCUCCUGCUCUCCAAGAACGAGGGCAAUUUAAUUCAGGAUUUUAUCUGGCAAACCACUCAGUUUGAUCCCAAGUCUGUCCAGGGUCCGAAUGCGCCGGUGAAUAAGGACCAGGCCAAGCGUGAUGGUGAUGAGGCUCUCGAGGGUCUCCGAACCCUGGGAACUCUGCUCAUUACCAAUGGCCAAUUCCGCAAGCUACUCAAGGAUACCACUAUCCUCUUCCGCGACUUGGCUGGCGACGCCGCUACUAGCGCUGCUGGUCGCAUCCGCCCGUCGGAGGAGCAACUCGGACAAAUGGACCGGGCCGCCGAAGAUAAUACUUGGCACGACAAACCCGACUUCUCGAAAGAGAACCUUAGAAAGCAAGCCAAGGGCUUCUAUGGCGGCAGUCCAAAGAAAGACGCGCAGGACAUUGCUAAUUCCACAACUAAUGCUGCACUGCCCCAGGGAGUAAAUUCUGACAGAGUUGACACUGUUGCUGCACAGAGUGCUGUGCAGCAGAAGGUUGAUGAGAAGAUAGACCCGGAGACCAAGGAGAAGAUCAAGAAGAGCAAAGAGGAAUAUCGUCGAAGAACCAAGGAGUACUUCAACAAGAAGAUGCCGGAGGAGCGCAAGGACCAAAUAAUCUUCCGCCUCAAGAAGAUGGUGCUUGAGUGCCAGCAGCAUCCCGAAUACUCCAAGGCCAUUCAGACUCUCCUCCGUCUAGCCGAGACCUAUGGAAGCCAUGGACGCGGCUUGGGCAAGGAAUCUACCGGCUCUGCUAAGCAGGCUCGCUCUGGAUUCGCAGCUGCCGAGGCCGAUCUGCGUACAUUGAUUGAGCGAUUUGCCAAUGGAACGUCUACUUCGAAUCUUUGGGAGUCCAUCGGCCAGAUUUACAAGGAUGCGGACAAGGAUGCUGAGCUUAAAGACUGGUUCAAGAGCCUGGACAACUUUAUUCGCCGGUGCCUGCUGGAGCAAGGCUACAUUCUCGACGAAUCUUCUAACAAGCAGUGGAACCGCCUCUAUGAGAAGGGCAGGUUCUUGCUCCGUGAGAAGUACCGUAGCCACACUGACCGUGUCAUCGACGAGACCAAGUUCAUUGCCGACCAGUUCGACCAAGACUCCCAGAACAAGGCUUUUGGCGAGGCUGUGCAGAAACUAUUCAAUCACCUCGGAAACGAUUCCGCGGGCAAGUCUGUCUUUAAGCCACACCUUGUCAAGGACUUGGCGGAUACUAUCCUCCCCGCCGUUCUGAUGAACAUUAACUAUAUCCCAAUCCCUCGCAUUGAGUACUCGGAUUCGCAAGUUGAUGCCAUAAUCGAAAACUUGGUUCUUGAGAGUGACAAUUUUAUGCCUAAUAUUGCCGAGGUAUCGAGCGAGAACUUCUUCCGUUGGGGCCGCAAGAAGGUUGCCAACAAGCAUCACAACGUGAUUGACGUUAAAAUUUCGGGCAUCCAGAUGGAUCUCCGCGACGUCAACUUCCAUGUUAAUCGAAAGAAGGGCUUUCCAUCUUUGUCUGACACGGGUGUUCUUGACAUCUUGUUGCCUGGGAAUGGCCUGUCGUUCAGGAUGAAGGUUGCCACGGCUCAUAAAUCCGACAGUCAGAACAUUUUCAAGGUUGAAAAGGUGGAUGUUGAUUUCAAGAAUCUCAAAAUCAAGGUCAAGAAGUCCAACCACAAGCUCCUGUUUGCGAUUGUUAAGCCCCUCGCUCUGAAAGUCCUCCGCGCUCCUAUUCAGAAGGCUCUGGAGAAGGCCAUCAAGGACGAGUGUAACAAGUUCGACUCCCUCCUCUGGCAGAUCAAGAAGGAUGCCGACGCAGCCGGUGCUGGUGAUGUUGAGGACAAGGCCAACUUCUUCAAACGUUACUAUGAUGCGGCGCAGAAGCGCUAUUUGGAGGGCAAGGAGAAAACCAAGGAGGUCGCAUCAGACAAGAAGGUCAACAUUGCCAUGACGCUGGAGGACAGCAUCUUCCCCGAGGUCAAGAUGGCUGGUGGUGUCAGUUCCAAGGCAACCGAGUACAAGGAACUUUCACGAAAAGGAGACAAGUGGGAGAGCCCCGUCUUUUCCAUUGGCAGCGCCAAGAGGAGCACUGAUAUUCCUCCUGCUCCCAAAAUCGAAAACAAGGCUCGACCGGCGACCAGCGGACGGACGAAUGGCCACACCAACGGCAGCACCAACGUUCACCCCAACGCUAAUGCGAACAUUGUCAACGGCAAGGCGCCUCUGUCGUCUACCCCACUCGCGGCGCCGUUGGAGGUCAAUGCCGGCAACGUUAACCAGACCAUUGGGGGCCGUUAG
Molecule: messenger RNA, 2520 nt
Organism: Metarhizium brunneum ARSEF 3297
Lineage: Eukaryota; Fungi; Ascomycota; Sordariomycetes; Hypocreales; Clavicipitaceae
Source: RefSeq, a predicted model, not a curated record